Molecule: messenger RNA, 3195 nt
Organism: Galleria mellonella (greater wax moth)
Lineage: Eukaryota; Metazoa; Arthropoda; Insecta; Lepidoptera; Pyralidae
Gene: AlaRS
Product: alanine--tRNA ligase, cytoplasmic
Exons: 2
Coding region: 173-3076 (967 amino acids)
Biological process (GO): translational initiation; tRNA modification; alanyl-tRNA aminoacylation
Cellular component (GO): cytoplasm; mitochondrion
Molecular function (GO): amino acid binding; GTPase activity; translation initiation factor activity
Source: RefSeq, a predicted model, not a curated record
UUUGAGCGAUUUCCACCCCAUUUUAUCUGGCAAUACUGUCGGCAUGUAGUUUGAUAUCUACUAUCGUAUUUUAUCCAGUUUGCUGAUGUAAACGUUUUUCUUUCUUUCUCUUCAUUUAUCAUUGUGAUCUACACUCUUGUUAAAUUAUAAAGGGUGUCUCAAUCCUGGUACAAUGGAUACUACUCUAUCUGGAAGUCAAAUUCGUAAAACUUUUAUUGAUUUUUUCAUUGAGAAAGGACAUAAAUAUGUCCAUUCAUCAUCGACAAUUCCAUUAGAUGAUCCAACAUUAUUAUUUGCAAAUGCAGGAAUGAAUCAAUUCAAACCCAUUUUCUUGGGUUCAGUAGAUCCAAAUUCAGAUAUGGCACAAUAUGUAAGAGUUGUUAAUACACAAAAGUGUAUUAGAGCUGGUGGUAAACAUAAUGAUUUAGAUGAUGUGGGGAAAGAUGUUUACCAUCAUACUUUUUUUGAAAUGAUGGGGAACUGGUCCUUUGGUGACUAUUUUAAAAAAGAGAUAUGUGCAUGGGCUUGGGAACUACUAACUGAAGUUUUCAAAUUACCAAAAGAAAGAUUGUAUGUUACUUAUUUUGGUGGUAAUGCAGCAGCAGGUCUUGAGCCUGAUUUAGAAUGUAAAAAUAUCUGGUUAGCUUUGGGACUUCCAGAGUCCCAUAUUAUUCCUGGCAGCAUGAAAGAUAAUUUUUGGGAAAUGGGAGAUACUGGACCUUGCGGACCAUGCUCUGAAUUACAUUAUGAUAGGAUUGGAGGUCGUGAAGCUGCACAUUUGGUAAAUAUGGAUGACCCAGAUGUGUUAGAAAUUUGGAAUUUAGUCUUUAUACAAUUUAACAGAGAAUCAGAUGGAUCUUUGAAACAAUUGCCAAAAAAACACAUUGAUUGUGGAUUAGGUCUUGAGAGAUUAGUAUCUGUAAUUCAAAAUAAAAGAGCAAAUUAUGAUACUGACUUCUUUUUGCCUUUAUUUAAAGCAAUAGAAAAUGGUACAGGGGCUCGACCUUAUAUGGGGAGAGUAGGUGUGGAUGAUGUAGAUGGAAUUGAUAUGGCAUAUCGUGUCCUAGCUGAUCAUGCACGAACACUAACUAUUGCUUUGUCUGAUGGUGGAUACCCAGACAAUACAGGUAGAGGUUAUGUACUGCGAAGAAUUUUAAGAAGAGCUGUACGAUAUGCUUCUGAAAAAUUAAAUGCCAAACCUGGAUUUUUUGGAUCACUUGUAAACACUGUUGUAGAAUUGUUAGGUGACGUAUUUCCGGAAAUAAAAAAAGACCCUAGAUCUAUUAUUAACUUGAUUAAUGAAGAAGAAAUACAAUUUUUAAAGACUCUUAGCCGUGGCAGAAACCUACUUAAUAGAACAAUUGAGAAAUUAAAUGAUUCAAAAGUUGUACCUGGUGACAUAGCUUGGCGCUUAUAUGACACAUAUGGCUUUCCUAUUGAUCUUACUCAAUUGAUGUGUGAGGAAAAAGGACUCAGUGUUGAUAUGGCUGUAUAUGAAAUUGCCAAAAAAGAAUCUCAAUUAGCAUCUCAAGGCAAAUCAGGUGGACAAGAAGAUUUACUGGCAUUAGAUAUUCAUGCUAUAAGUCAUUUACAAGAUAGUAAAGUACCGAUUACAGAUGAUUCACCAAAAUAUGCUUAUGUCUCGUCCACUGCAGAAAAAGAUGCAGUUUACAAUUUUACUGCAUGUACUGGAACUAUUGUAGCUCUUCGAAGAGAAAAACAAUUUGUUAAUGAAGUUACUUAUGGACAAAAUUGUGGCAUAAUAUUAGAUCGUACAAAUUUUUAUGCAGAACAAGGUGGCCAAAUAUAUGACGAAGGAUACAUGGUCAAAAUUGAUGAUGAUAGUGCAGAGUUUACAGUAAAAAAUGUGCAAGUGAAAGGUGGAUAUGUCUUACAUGUAGGCAAAGUAGAAGGUACAUUUAAAGUAGGCGACCGUUUAUCACUACAUAUCGACACAGAAAGAAGAAGGCUUAUAAUGAAUAAUCACACAGGCACUCACAUAUUAAAUAAUGUACUUCGAAAAGUUCUUGGAAAUGAUUCAGAUCAACGUGGAUCUCUUGUCAUGCCAGAUCGGCUCCGAUUUGACUUUACCAAUAAGGGUCCAAUGACUACAAAACAAAUUAAAGAAACUGAAGAUGAAAUUAAAAAAAUUAUAGAUAAUAAUAAAAAAGUGUAUGCUAAACAUACGAGUUUAAAUGAAGCCAAAAAAAUUAAAGGCUUGAGAGCAAUGUUUGACGAACAUUAUCCAGAUCCUGUUCGUGUUGUUUCAGUUGGAAUUUCAGUAGAAGAAUUAGAAAAAAACCCAGAUGGUCCUGCAGGUUACGAAACAUCUGUAGAAUUUUGUGGUGGAUCGCAUUUACACCAUACAGGACACAUUGGUGAAUAUGUUAUUGUUAGUGAAGAAGGAAUUGCUAAAGGUAUUCGAAGAAUUGUAGCACUGACUGGUCCUGAUGCUGUUAAAGCUACCAAUAAAUUAACUAUCUUAGAGAAUGAAGUUAAUAAUGUUGCUAAUUUAAUCAAAGAACAUGGCGAUAACAUACAACAGAAGGACAUCCUAAAAAAAAUUGUUGAACUUACAAAUGAUAUCUCACAAGCACAGAUAUCUUACUGGAAGAAAGAAGAAUUAAGAAACAUGUUGAAAAAUAUAAAGAAACAGCUUGAUGAUAAAGAAAGGGCUUCUAAAACGAUUAUUAUUAAUCAAGUAACAGAAAAAGCUAAAGAAAUUUGUCUUCAAGAAAAAGAUGUUAAUGUAAUUGUUGCUGAAUUGAAAGCAUUCAGCAAUACUAAGGCACUGGAUGCCGCUUUGAAGCAAGUGAAACAAUUAUGCCCAUCUACUUCUGCUAUGUUCUUUUCCGUUGAUAAUGAUACUAAUAAAAUAUUUUGCCUUACUGCAGUACCCAAAAAUGCUGUCGAAAAAGGUUUGCUGGCAUCCGAAUGGGUUCAAUCUGUAGUGAAUAUUAUUGGUGGGAAAGGUGGCGGUAAGUCAGAAUCAGCUCAAGCUUCUGGAAAUAAUCCUAAUUCGUUAAACGAUGCAAUAAAUGCAGCUAAACAGUUUGCAAAAUUGAAAUUAUCAUAAAAGUUUAUUUACUGCAUAAUUUACAUGAAGGAGCAAUAAUUAUGAACACCACUUAUUUUUUAUGCCUGGAAUAUCUUGUAUUUCAUUUUAAUAUCUAUUUAUAAAUAUCUUUGAUUUUA